Messenger RNA from Rotaria sordida, 339 nucleotides. NCBI's taxonomy places the organism in Eukaryota, Metazoa, Rotifera, Eurotatoria, Philodinida, Philodinidae. The record is from the annotation of a GenBank genome assembly.
AUGACCGUGAAUCUCCAAUCUAACGCAAUAAGAUCUCCAGGAGUACAAUAUCUAGCUAUUGCAUUAAAAAAUAAUGAAACGCUUACAAGUUUGAACUUUGCAUAUAAUGAAAUAGGCAAUCGAGGAGUUCAAUAUUUAGCCGAUGCACUAAAAGAGAAUACCACACUCAAACAGCUGGAUCUUUGUAGAAACCAAAUAUAUAAUCAAGGAGCGGAAUAUUUAGUUGAUGUAUUACUGACAAAUCAUACACUCACACAAGUGAAUGUGGACAAUAACUCAAUCGAUGAUGAAGUACUUCAAAACUUAAUUACUGGAUUAGAAAACAAUCGAAUCCAAUGA